This is a messenger RNA of Cladophialophora immunda, 1800 nucleotides long. RefSeq lists its product as uncharacterized. The transcript is spliced from 4 exons. Bases 197 to 1222 code for a protein of 341 amino acids. Gene Ontology annotation, molecular function: methyltransferase activity. Lineage: Eukaryota; Fungi; Ascomycota; Eurotiomycetes; Chaetothyriales; Herpotrichiellaceae. The record is from RefSeq and is a predicted model, not a curated record.
CCCCCUUGUGCCUGAGGGCCGUUGCCAAUCUCACUCUACAAUUUGUAACGCACAUCACGCGAGCCGGGGCCCUGAUCCGUCUUUCCCUUGUUCAUACCCUUGUCGCGUAACAAUCCACCCCCAACAUACCUUAUCCAUAUCUCAGGACUAGAAAAAAGACAUCAAGGCAGCUCCCUGUGGGCUACGUCUGGCCAUUAUGUGCCCAGAAGGAGAUGAAAAUGCCGACACUGAAAGUCAACGCUCCAGUCGAAUAACUGCCGAUCCAGACCUUGAGGAUGAUGAUAACGACUCAGCAUAUGGAGACGAAGCCUCAACCGAGACAACCUCAAUAUCGUCGUGGAUAAGGGACUAUCGUGUGGAAAAUGGCCGGACUUACCAUGCCUUCAAGGAUGGGAAGUACUGGGGCUCUAACGACGAAGAGGCUAACCAACACCAUGACAUCGGCCACAAUCUGUAUCUGAGAACUCUCGACAACCGCCUCUUCCUUGCGCCUAUCAAUCCCAACCCAUCUCAAAUCCUGGAUCUCGGUACAGGAACCGGAGCAUGGGCCAUUGAUGUCGCUGACCUCUAUCCCUCCGCUGUCGUCACUGGAACCGACCUUUCUCCCAUUCAACCCACAUGGGUCCCGCCCAACGUACGUUUCGAGAUUGAUGACAUGGAAUCCGAAUGGACAUACGACCCCAACACUUUCGAUCUCAUCCAUAUUCGCGGCCUCCACGGCACCAUCGAGGACUGGUCGGCCCUGUACGCACAAUGCAUGCGCUGCCUUAAGCCCGGCGGGUGGCUCGAGCAGGCUGAAUAUUCUGCCCAAUUCACCAGUGAUGAUAACAGUAUCCCUCGGGACGGUGGCAUUGCCGCAUGGAACAAUGUGGGUCCCGAGUGCCAUGCAAAGCUCCAGCGGGAAUUACAGGUUUUUGAGACCAUGAGACAACACAUGAUCAAUGCGGGCUUUGAAUCCAUCACCGAACGCCGGUACAAGUGGCCCAUCGGGCCUUGGCCAAAGGAUCCUAGUCUCAAACAGCUUGGUCAGUGGUGCAGAGCGCACAUCGAGACCGGCUUGGAGAACUGGACGUUGAGGUUGUUGACGAGUGUAUUGGGCUGGACCGCGGACGAAGUCAGAGCCCUGUGCGCCACUGUCAGAAACGAACUGAGGAGUCCCAAGGUCCAUGCAAUCCAUCGCAUGAACGUGGUUUAUGCCAGAAAGCCCAGUCAUGCGAGGUGAUGUGAUUUUUGGCAUGUCUGGAAUGUCACGGAGGGAUUGUUCUGGAGAGGGAGCUUGUUGUUCUUUUAUCACGACCAGGGUUGGAAUUCUGCAGCGUCAUUUUGCUUUUGUGGGUGGAAGUCUGAGCGUCUGUUGUCUAUCUAUCAACCCGACUCACCGGCCGCUCGGUUGGUGUCUUAUACCCUCCAAAGUCGGAAGAAGAAGUGGGAAUUGUAGGGAGGAGCGGUUUUUUUGAUUUGGUUUUGGUCUGCAUUUGAGCUGUUGGCAUCGCGGGCGGCGUUUAUCUGCCUAGGUGGAAAUGAGGCGUUUUUUGUCCGGGCUAUUCUCAGAACAAGCACAACAGGGGCCAUUCAGAUUCCAUGUCACCGCACUCGUAUCGGUGAUUCGCCUGUGCGACGCCAACUCGGGAGUUACGGCCGCGGUCAUCAACGGUCUGGCCAGCACAGUUCCAUUACCGCGCGGGGAUCUCGACAGCGAGUGGAAAUUGAAGAUGCACCAUCCCCCAGCGGUACACAGCAGUACAUAACCCGAGAUUGCUAACUCUGCCGAGCGAAGCCACGUGGCAACCUAUUAGGCCG